GCGUCGAUGGCAUUAUGUUUAUAUGAACAUGAAAGUGUCUGUUAAAACAAAUCUGUGAGCAGGGCGAGGGAGAUAUGGCUUUUAGCAGGAGAGUUAGAAACUACCCUGGUAUUGGGGCUGAGGGGGUUAAUAAGUCACAGCGCCAGAAUGGUGCCUUCAGAGCAGCCCAUGGGAAACAGCCCAGUGUGGUCACUGCCAUGGACAACACCAUGCUCACCGAUCUGGACCGUCUUAGCCAAGAAGCAACAUUUCGAUAUGGAGCAUGCAGGGAAGAAGAAUUGGAAGUAGUCGACAAGAUUCUCUUUGGCAAUAUUUCUUUUGAAGAUUUGCCUAACUUCAAGUCAAAUGUGGUGCGAGUCUACUUAUGUUCUAUGUUCACAGAUUCAGUGAAUGAAAGGAAUGCACUGAUGGAACAAGCCUACCCAAGAAUUCGUCAGAUACUCAGGGAACAGUACGGACUGGAGUUUUCGGUUGUCGAUCUGAGGUGGGGUAUUCCAGCCCUUGAUGAUGAUGGCAACCAUGAGUUUGAGGACUUUGCUCUACAUCAUCUGAAGGAUUGCAGGGAGGACUCACUGGGACCUAGUUUUGUGGCACUCAUUGGACAGAAGAAUGGACGCCGCACGUUACCAUUCACUGUUGAGCGUAUGGUUUUUGACAGUAUUAUAGAGGCACUCAAAGAAGAUGGAAAGGACACCACUAUUCUUGAGAAGUGGUAUAUACGUGAUCAGAACAGCAUACCAAACGUCUAUGUCCUCCAGUCACUUUCUUCCAACCAAGAUGCAGACAAACCAGAAAACUGGCAGACAGUCUACAAAGAACUCACCGAGUUGCUUGAGUGUGGCACCAAAAUAUGCAUGAAGAAGAAGGAAAUUGACCACAAACUCAUCAUUAAACUCCAGCAAUCAGAACUUGGGGCUGAGAUUAGCGGUGGUAUACCAUCAACAGAACGAGACUACAGGACAAAGAACUGUGCCUGUUUCUUUCGCAUGAUAUCAGAUCUUCCUGAUCGGUUGAAUGAAAAGAAUGCAUGGAAAUACAUUGAUUUCAUUCAAGACACAAAACAAGCAGAUGACAAAUUACAGGUUUAUUUACAAGAAAUGAAGACCGAAAUGAAUAACCUCAUGGAUGGAAGUUCCAAUGUCAAUAAGUCGUGCAUUGAUUGGAGUGGGAAGGAGGGGGUUGACCCUGUUGCUCAUAGGACAUAUAUAAACCAAAUGUGCACAUUAUUUGAAAAGUAUGUGCUAGAUCUCGCUACUGUGAACUCUUACAAAAAUGAAGCAAAAUCUUUUGGAGACGACGUUUUUCGUGAGGCGCUUCGACAUUGGAAAAUAGCACGUAUGUACAGUGACAAUUUCUCUGGUCGCCAGUCAGCGAUCGAGAAGAUAAAGAAAUACUUGUUCAGUGACACGAGAAAGAUUCUAGUCCUCCAUGGUGAGAGUGGGGAGGGUAAGAGUACCUUGGUGGCUCAUGCAGCCAGUCAAGUUCAGAGGAUACUCAAGGAGAUGGACUUGCCAAUUGCUAUCAGUGUUGCGCUGAGAUUCCUUGGGACGACAACGAAGAGUAUGAAUGUCUACGAGGCGAUGAGGAGUAUUUGCCACCAGGUGGCAUACACAGGCAACAUGUUCCGGCAUAGGAUACCAACAGACAUGAAAGGAAUAAAGAAGUAUUUCAUGGAUGUAAUCCAGAAAGGGGAAUUUCAUGGGAUGUUGGUGUUGUUUCUUGACUCCCUUGAAGAGCUUGUGGAUGUUGAGGAUGAACACAAAUUGACCUGGGUACCUUCCAGGAUAGCGGAGAACGUCCGAAUCAUCAUCACAACGAAACCAGGAAAGAGUGGUGUUCUGGAUAAACUAAAGAGCAUCAUUGACGACCCGGAGAUGUUCUUCGAACUUGACAAACUUGAUUCAAAUGACUGUGAGAAUAUGGUGAAGUAUCAUAUGAAGAACAAUAACCGGGCUUUUGUUUACAACCAAUGGUUGAGCAUAACAGCAGCAGUAAAGAAAUGCCAAAGCCCAUUGUUCAUCAGACUGAUUUUUGAAGAAAUCAGACUAUGGAAUUCUUGGACUGUUGUUUCAGAAGAUGCAUUAGGUUCGUCAGUAUCAGACUGCCUAGAUAGGUUGUUAGCGAAGUGGGAGGCUAGUCAUGGAGACGUUUUGGUCAAACACUGCCUCUCAUAUCUUGCAGUCAGCAAAAACGGGUUGAGCGAGGCAGAGCUGUUAGACUUGCUUAGCAUAGAUGAUGUUGCUCUGAACUCACUGUUAGAACGCUUGGAUUAUUCAUGGCAGCCACCCAUGAGGAGAUUCCCUCCAAUUCUGUGGGCGAGAUUGAAACAAGACAUCAAGCCCUACCUGUUUGUUCAUGAAGCGGACAACAUACUGGUGAUGACGUGGCGUCACGCUGCCAUGAAGGAGAAGAUAAACACAAGGUACAUGAACAGCCUAGACAAAUUGUUGCAUUUCCAUAGGCAUUUAGCAGAUUACUACCUUGGAAGGUGGGGAGGGAUUGCAAAGAAACCAUUCCAAUAUCCACUCAAAAUGGCAGAGAAAUUCCACCUGCAGAACAGAAACUGUUCUGCUUGUCGGUACGUGCCAGAACAGCCGGUCAUUUUCAUAACCAACAAUGGGUUGAAGAAGAUUUACAAUCUCAGGAAGCUCAGCCAGCUACCAUACCAUCUGGCCAAAAGCUACAACCACGCACUUCUCAAAAGUGAGGUCUACUUCAACCAUGACUGGAUCUAUGCAAAACUCAAAGUGUGUUCCCUUGCAGAGUUACUCACAGAUUAUCGCUACCUGGAUGAAAGAGAGGUGAACAUAGUUGCAUCUGCCCUGAAGAUGUCAGAAUUUGCCCUCCUAAUCAACCCAGAGAUCAUAGGAUUUGAGUUGUCUGGUCGUCUUCUACCUCAUUAUACGAAGUUUCAGCAAAUACAGAAUUUGAUUGACCAAUGUGAUCUGACUGCCAUGAAGCACUGUCCUUUGGUACCCAACUUCCAACUCUACACAGCUCCAGGUGGACCACUACAGUACACUUGUCAAGUUGAAGAAGGUAUCAAGAGUCUGGUUGAUGUUAAUCUGAUCCAUACUUCUGACUCUCUUCUUCUUGCUGCCAAAGCUUACUACAGCAGCAACGUCAGAGUCUGGGACGUCACCCAGGGAGAGCCAAAGCCCGACAUCAUUUUCUCUGGUCCAGGUGAGAUGUUUCCUACACCGGAUGGAACCAAACUCAUCAUGUUCCGCAACUACAAGAAAGUUGAAAUCUACCUCACAGCAACUGGGGCACUCUUGUCAGAAAUAGAGUAUGGCAAUGGUAAACCACUACACGUAUCCAUCACAAACAGAUACCUAGCAUUUACAUUAGAGAAAAUUGCCUGUCCCUAUGUCAUAGAUUUUGACUUAAACACGCUCCUCCACAAGAUGACCUAUCAAUCACAGAUUGUAGCCUUGUCACAAGAUGGUAAAUAUUUGAUCUGCAAUGCUGGACAUGUCUUGGCCGUGCAUGAAAUUCCAAUGAUGGAGAGGAAAUGUGUGAUGACGGGAGACGACAUUCCAAAACAGAUUCAGUUCACCAAGAAGAAUACGAAACUGUUUGUUCUGACCGGAUCAAAUAUCCUUCAGUCUGUUACCUUGGAUAUUGUCAACAGGAAAGCCAACACAUCUCAACUCGUUAGAGAUCUCGGCAUGAAAGAAUUCGUCCUGUCACACACAGAGAAAUACAUCCUGGCUCGAUGCGCCCGCUACCUGUUUGUGUUUGACACAAAAACAGAGACAGUUGUCCAUCGCCUGCAGAAGAUGCCACAAGGCGCAUUGCUGGAUGAACUUUCAAACUUUGUAGGGGCUGGUUUCACUCCAAACGAUUCUCUAGUUGUAGCUGCACGGGCUACAAACCUGGCAGUCUGGGAUACCAAGACUGGUACACCAAUGCGUCUGCUCCAAGUUGCCACAACACCAAUCAAGAGAUUGUUUUUGACCAAUGCCAUGAACAAAGCAAUCACGCUUCUUGAGAACAACUCUCUUCAAGUUUGGAACUUCCAUAAUCUCUGCAUUGACAUGCAGCAUCGAAAACAGGUUACCAAUGGUGGAGUUGUUUCUCUGAGUGUGUCUAAGAAUGGUAAGCUUGUAUGCCAUGGGGACAAACAUGCUGACGCAGCAGUCGUGGACCUGGGGUCAACCAAUGGUGAUGUCUUAUACACAUUCCAACACAGCGAGAAGCAAAACGAGAAGAUCAAGAGCACAGAGAUGGGCGCAAAUGGCCAGUUCAUGAUCACAAGGGGGCCAGAUGAUGAAACAGACCCUGGUCAUAAGCCUUGGAGUCAACUGACAGAAGAUAAACUCUGGGAAGUCUCAAGUGGGAAGAAGCUGUGUACAGUGCCUGGAGUACGCUACAGCACUGUCAGUAACGCAGGCAACCUAGCAGCAUUUUUCCAGUGUCGGUUCUUCGAUGCCGAUCCAGAUGGCGAUAUGUCUUUUAACUGUGUUCUCUAUGACACUCAGACAAAAGAGCAAGAAUCAAUCGACUAUCCAACAGGGAUGUUGAUGAGUAAACCGUUCUUCGACAAUGAUGGGGGUACUAUCAUCUACCUCUCGCAGAGAAGGUCUAAAGGAAUCCAGCUUAACACCCACACAGUCGUGAAGAAUUCUCACCCUAUCAAGUCAUACAGCAUGAAGGAUAUCAACAAAGAUGCUUCACCUAUGGAUCAUUUCCUGGACGUAUGGCCCAGCAAGGUACUCCUGAACGCUGCAGUGAUUGCCUACAGUAAAAAAGUGGAUCAUUUCAGCUUCACAACAGAGCUGGAAAUAAACAGGGACAGGCCAAUGGCCAAGGGCAUUCUCAUUGUUGACUUGAAUAAAAUGACGGUUCUCCAAGAUUGUAAGAACUUGAUGAGAAGUGACUCCAAUAUCACCAGAUCACUGAUCUCACGUGAUGCCUCACAUGGCAUUGACGAUCAGCUGCGUGUAUUCGAUUUGAAAACCUCCAAACCAAACAAUCAAUUGACCGCAUUAGACUUGGACGUGGAGUUUGGACAGUAUCGUCUGCUCAUGCGUGGGAAAUAUUUGGCAUAUUUCUCACCAGACAAGAAACAUCUGAUGGUUCUGAGGACGAGCGAUGGUGUUAAGGUGGGGUCAUGUUUCAUCCACUGCCCAGGCACAUGCCUCGAGAUCGGCCAUGAUGACAGGAUGAUUAUUGUCGGUUGCGAAGAUGGCAGGGUCAUGGUUCUUUCCCUGAUCCUUGAGCUUGCAGAUCCAGUCAGGGAAUUCAUCAGCUACCUUCCCAGCAGAAACAAGCAGGGCAGACGACCAUCCAAUAUGCUUUCUAAUGAUGUCAAACAUGCAAGCACGUCAAUCUACGAUCAGAGAAGACUUGCUACCAAAAUGAGAUUGGAAAAACAACUGAUGGACAGAAAGGCACCAAGUUUUAAAACCGUUGCCACUGGAGCAUUGAUUCUGAAUAGGACAAGACAGGUAUCCCUCACAAGUAACACAAUAAAUCCUAGUCAGGAAAAGAUCCAAAUGAGCAAGGCCUGCACAAUUCAGUAAACAAAACGUUUAUCGGUUUAGGUUAUUAUUUGUACCAGUCCUCUGGCUAGCCAAAGCGCCAAGCACAUUACAAAAUGUGUAAUUUUCGAGUUUGCUAAAAAAGGUUUAAUGUUUUGUAAUAAUUUUAAGUCUGUUAUACCAUAAUUCAGUAUUUUUUGGACAUA
Messenger RNA from Lineus longissimus, 5692 nucleotides. RefSeq names its product NACHT and WD repeat domain-containing protein 2-like. Lineage: Eukaryota; Metazoa; Nemertea; Pilidiophora; Heteronemertea; Lineidae. Gene Ontology annotation, molecular function: protein binding. The transcript has 7 exons. The record is from RefSeq and is a predicted model, not a curated record. The coding region runs from base 75 to 5528 and encodes 1817 amino acids.